AUGUCUCCUUACCGCCUUGUUUAUGGAAGGGCUUGUCAUCUCCCGGUUGAAUUGGAGCAUAAAGCUUAUUGGGCCAUCAAACAAUUGAACUUCCAUAUGGAUGAGUGCGGUGAGAAGAGGAAGCUUGAACUGUGUGAGUUGGAAGAGCUCCGAAUGGAUGCUUAUGAAAAUGCCAAGAUUUACAAGGAAAAGACCAAGGCCUUUCAUGACCAACGAAUCAAGAAAAAACACUUUGAAGUAGGGCAACAAGCAUUGGUUUACAAUUCAGGAAUGAAGUUGUUUCCCGGAAAGUUAAGGUCUAGAUGGCAUGGUCCUUAUACCAUUGUUGAAGUUUUUCCUCAUGGAGCCAUUACAUUGUUAAAUAAGAGAAAUGGUUCAACUUUCAAAAUCAACGGCCAUAGAGUCAAGCCUUACUUCGACGGUGCACCUAAGUACACAAUUGAGGAAGUUGGUCACUUUGAAGACAUUUCAUCUAUAUGA
Rosa chinensis is the source of this 480-nucleotide messenger RNA. RefSeq lists its product as uncharacterized. The coding region runs from base 1 to 480 and encodes 159 amino acids. The transcript has a single exon. Lineage: Eukaryota; Viridiplantae; Streptophyta; Magnoliopsida; Rosales; Rosaceae. The record is from RefSeq and is a predicted model, not a curated record.